Molecule: messenger RNA, 1431 nt
Organism: Ectocarpus siliculosus
Lineage: Eukaryota; Phaeophyceae; Ectocarpales; Ectocarpaceae
Source: the annotation of a GenBank genome assembly
AUGUUCGUUCCGGCCACGAUGUUUGUGCAGUGGUAUCCUGUGCUGGGGGUCAAACAUGUGGACCCAGGGAGGGCCCACCCUGUUCAGCUACUGGGCAAGAACCUGGUGGUGUGGCGGAACAAGGAGGGUCGCUGGUCGUGCUUUGAUGACCGCUGCCCUCACAGAGCGGCACCACUCACCGAGGGGAGGAUAGAGGACGACGGCUCUCUUCUCUGUGCGUACCACGCGUGGCGUUUCGACGCCGACGGCAAGUGCCUGAGCAUCCCUCAGAGCGACAGGGGAGGCAAGGACGAGGCCCAGCCCAAGGCCUGCGCCAAGGUCUACCCCACACAGGUCGCUCAAGACAUUAUCUGGGUGUGGGCCGAGAACGGGCCGGACGCUGGUUUAGAGAGCGCGCUCACCCCGCCCCACCUUCUCCCCGAGCUGGAUGACGAAGAGGGGCUAGCGUCUGGCAGGGUUGUCCCGCAGGGGGUCCAGCACACUGACCUGGCCUACGGUUGGGACACCAUGAUCGAGAACCUCGUGGAUCCAUCACACGUGCCGUGUGCCCACCAUGGGGUCGCUGGAGAUCGCUACAAGGACGUUCGACCGAUAGACUUGGAGCCCGACAAGGAAUGGCCCGUCACGGCUACGGUUCUGGUGGAGAAUGCGGAUGAUGCCGGGGAGCUGAAGAUGACGCUGUACGGCGUUCCUACCAAGCCCGGGUGGUGUCGUCUGGUGGGCCGCCAGGCGUACGUGCACAAGUAUGCUCCCAAGUCUAAGGAGGCAAAGGCGCUGCGCAAGGAGAACAAGCGUCUGGGCAAGAAGCCGUCAGAGUUGAUGGUCGCCGCCAGUAUCAUGUCCAAGAUUCCCCAAUGGCUCAUGCACGCUUCGGCCGGCAUCUUCUUGUACCAAGAUAUGGUUCUCCUUCAUCACCAGGACAAGACACUGGCUUCGGUGGGGCACGAUGGUAACAGUACUUCUAGCUAUGGAAAGGCUGUGUACACCCCAGCUCCUGCUGAUCGAGCUGUCAUGGCCGUGAGGAAGUGGAUCGCGACACAUGGCUCCGGAGGGCCCGCGUGGGAUAAAGACUGCGACCCGACCCUGCCGGAGCGUGAACACAAACGCGAAGUCCUGUUCGACUACUAUGAGGGCCACACGAAAACGUGCAGCACCUGCCUACGUGCGUUGAAGAACAUCAACAAGUUGCUGGCAGCGAGCAAGACGGCUACCGCGGUCUCCUGCACUUGGGGGCUGCUACGAGGGGCGCGCGCUGUGAGCACGCCGACAGCCGUCGGUUCGCGGUCUGCAAGUGUAGUCAAUGCCGUGACGGCUAGGGCCAUACUUCCAGCGGUGGCUCUGACGCUCGCAAGCCUGGGGGCUGUCAAGGUACUGGAGAAACUUCGCGGCCUGUACUACACUUACUCCUUCCACCACCAAGACAAUCCCUGA